AUGAAGGGAGGCCGCCGCUCGCUGUUGCUUCUGCUCAUGACCGUGGCCUUGUGCUACAGCGCGCUAUCCUCAAGCAGUGCCCACGCUGAAGUGUCCACGGGCUCGGAGGAAGUGCUUGGAAGAAGCAAGCCGAGUCUGCUGGUGAACGACCUGGACGAUGAACCGCUGACCGGUGGCGAGAAGUUUGAGUUCCAGGCCGAGGUAUCGCGUCUUAUGGACAUCCUGAUUAAUUCACUGUACCGCACCAAGGAGAUCUUCCUACGCGAGCUCAUCUCCAACGCCUCGGAUGCGCUAGACAAGAUCCGCUUUCUAGCUUUAUCCAAUAACGAGCUUCUGGGCAAACUCCGAGACCUGGAGAUUCGCAUCAGCUUCGACAAGGACGCUGGCACUCUCACCAUCCGAGACACGGGCGUGGGUAUGACCAAGGACGACCUUGUCAACAACCUCGGCCAUGCAAGCUGGAACAGACGACAGCAGCCUCAUUGGUCAGUUCGGUGUCGGCUUCUACUCAGUCUACCUCGUGGCGACCGUGUGCGCGUUGUAAGCAAGAACAACAACGACGACCAGUACAUUUGGGAGUCGGAUGCCAACGCAUCUUUCACGAUCGCCAAGGACCCACGCGGUGAUACACUUGGUCGUGGUACGGAGAUCACGCUGUUCCUAAAGCCUGACGCUACCGAGUUCCAAGACCAAGACAAACUCAAGAACCUCGUUGGUCACUACAGCGAGUUCAUCACGUUCCCUAUUUACGUAAACACAACGUCCACCGAGACGUACGAAGUGGAGGAGGAGCCUGCAGAUGUCGAGGAGGUCGUUGAAGAAGAGAAGGACACGGAGAAAGCCACUGAGGAAGACGAAGAGCUUGAAGCUGUGGAAGAAGAAGAGGCGAAGACUCCGAAGUCUCGCACCGAGACUCGUACGGUAUGGAAGUGGGAGCGCGUGAACGAGGUCAAGGCCAUCUGGACGCGCUCCAAGGACGACAUCAGUGACGACGAGUACGAAAGUUUCUACCACUCGCUGCAGAAGACCGACAUUACAGACCCGUUGACGUGGAUCCACUUCCAGGCUGAGGGUGAGCUCGAGUUUAAAUCGAUCUUGUACGUGCCUGGCCAAGCUCCUCGUGACUUGUACACUCGUUUUGAGAACAAGAAGGCCGACAUCAAGCUUUACGUCCGUAAGGUUCUCAUCACGGACGACUUCGAUGAUUUCUUGCCGCGGUAUUUAAACUUUAUCGCUGGUGUUGUGGACUCCGACGACUUGCCUAUCAACGUGUCGCGUGAAACGCUACAGGAGAACAAAAUCUUGCGUGUUAUCCGCAAGAAACUUGUCCGGAAAGUUCUAGAGAUGCUUCGUAAAUUGUCUGAGAAGGAUGAAGACGACGAUGAAGACGACGAGGAAGAUGACGAGGUUGUGGACACCUCAGCCGAUGAGUCGAGCGAUAAGAAGGAGACUGAAGAAGAUGCGGAGAAAGAAGAGGAGGAAGAGGAAGAUGGAAAUGCCGCGUACAACAAGUUCUGGGAGGAGUUUGGCAAGAACAUCAAACUUGGCGUGAUGGACGACGCUGCUAACCGUGGAAAGCUGGUGAAGCUGCUGCGUUUUGUUACUAGUGAAAGCGAUGGCAAGUGGACAUCGCUGGAGCAGUACGUGGACCGUAUGAAGGACUGGCAGGAUACGAUUUACUACAUCGCAGCUGAGAAUGCGGAGGCUUGUGAGAAGUCUCCAUUCAUGGAGAAGAUGCGUGCCAAGGGUCUAGAAGUGCUCUACUUCGUGGACGCUCUAGACGAGUACAUGGUGUCGCACAUCUCGGAGUAUGACGGCAAGAAGCUCGUGUCUAUUACUAAGGAAGGCAUCAAAUUUGGUGAUGAGGACGAGUCGCUCAUGCAAAAACGCGAGCAGCUGUACGCAGACAAGUACGUGGCUCUCACGACCGCUCUCAAGACGCUGUACGCAGACAAGAUUUCUCGUGUGACCAUGUCGCAGCGUGUGGUGGACUCACCUGCUGUUAUGGUGACGUCCCAGUGGGGAUACUCGGCCAACAUGCAACGUAUCAUGAAGGCGCAGACCUUUGGCAAUGGCGAGAAGAAUUCUCCAAUGUACGGCACUGGAUCUGCGAUCCUGGAGCUGAAUCCUCGUCACCCCAUCGUCUCCAAGUUGAAUGACUUGAUGAUGAGCGACCCUGAGAAGGACGAAACGAAGGACCUUGCUUGGCUGCUAUACGACACGGCUCUCAUCAACUCUGGCUUUGACAUGUCGGAGAAGAACCACUUCUCGGCACGUAUCCACCGCAUCAUGAAGAGCAGUAUGCGUAUUGACAGCUUGGAGCUGGAGCCGGAGAUUGAAGUCCCGGAAGAGGAGCCUGAAGUAGACGAGGAAGAGGCGGAGGACUUGGACGAGUCGGAGACGCAGUCGGACGAAGCUGGAGCGACUGAGGAAGCGGAUGAACCUGUCGUCGAUGAAAAAGAUGAGCUGUAGAGUGGAGAGAAGACCGUAAGCUAGCUUCGAGGCCAUAGUACAAGUUCUUCUUACAGUUUUC
Messenger RNA from Phytophthora infestans T30-4, 2533 nucleotides. RefSeq names its product heat shock protein 90, putative. The transcript has 3 exons. The record is from RefSeq and is a predicted model, not a curated record. Gene Ontology annotation, cellular component: perinuclear region of cytoplasm; plasma membrane; cytosol. Gene Ontology annotation, biological process: cellular response to heat; protein stabilization; protein folding. Gene Ontology annotation, molecular function: ATP-dependent protein folding chaperone; ATP binding; ATP hydrolysis activity. Bases 1 to 2472 code for a protein of 823 amino acids. Lineage: Eukaryota; Oomycota; Peronosporomycetes; Peronosporales; Peronosporaceae.